This is a messenger RNA of Ilex paraguariensis (yerba mate), 1013 nucleotides long. The record is from the annotation of a GenBank genome assembly. Lineage: Eukaryota; Viridiplantae; Streptophyta; Magnoliopsida; Aquifoliales; Aquifoliaceae.
GAGAGAGAGAGAGGGUCUGAGGUAAUUCUCUGUGUUGAUUACUCUCUGUGUGCCAGUCUCUCCAAACUACAAUCUAGGUUUUGUGGAAGUGUUGAUCAAGAAUUGGAAAUCCUAUUUGUGGUUGCUAGGAAGAGAUGGGAUCAGAAGGGCCAAAGAAUGUGACAAUUCAUGUGACUGGAUUCAAAAAAUUCAAAGGGGUUACUGAAAAUCCUACUGAAACUAUUGUUACUAAUUUGAAAAGUUAUGUUGAAAAGAGAGGAUUGCCCACUGGCGUUACUUUAGGGAGCUGCACGGUUCUUGAGACUGCCGGAGAUGGUGCACUUCCCAUACUUUACAAUGUCAUGGAGUCUGGUAUCUCCAAUAGUUCGAGCAAUGAACAAGUCGUAUGGCUUCACUUGGGGGUCAACAGUGGGGCAAUGAAAUUUGCUGUUGAGCGGCAGGCUGUGAAUGAAGCCACUUUCUGUUGUCCAGAUGAGCUCAGUUGGCAACCUAAGCGAGUGCCAAUUGUACUUGAGGAUGGAGGAACAACACUUACAAGAGAGACUUCUUGCUCUGUUGAGGCAAUCAUACAGUUUUUGAAGAAGAAAGGCUACGAUGUGCUGAUAUCUGAUGAUGCAGGCCGUUUUGUGUGCAAUUAUGUGUACUAUCACUCCUUACGUUUUGCAGAGCAGAAAGGCCACAAAUCUCUCUUUCUCCAUGUUCCUCUUUUUUCAAGAAUUAAUGAAGAAAUGCAAAUGCAGUUUGUGGUGGCACUUUUGGAGGCUAUUUCAUCCACAUGUUAACAUCACUCAAUUGCCUACGAAAUAAAAUUUUAAAUGUUUUUUGUUUGUCUUAAUUUGAACUGUAAAUCUCCCAUGUUUCUACAAAAAUAAGAUAAUAACAUUGUGAGUAUGUAGAUUUCUGUUUGUUGUUUGUAAGUAGAAUAGUUGUUCCUUCUAAUCCUGCUUAUGGAGAUUCCACAAUGUAUCCUUUGAUUGUGUCUUAAUAUAUAUGCUGCACUGGGUUUUUCAGUA